Messenger RNA from Paramuricea clavata, 10709 nucleotides. NCBI's taxonomy places the organism in Eukaryota, Metazoa, Cnidaria, Anthozoa, Malacalcyonacea, Plexauridae. The record is from the annotation of a GenBank genome assembly.
AUGGCUGAGGUUUCCCUGAGCGAUCGGUACGUUCUACUUUUGAACGAUGUAGUAAACGAGAAUAAGGCAGUGAGGGAAAAGCUUGAGCAGACGAGUGCGUCAACAACGAUUGAUCAAAGGGCGCUCAAGGAUUUGGCGAACAAAGUUGACAACUUGGAUGCCAAGAUAUCCAAGUUAGCAGAACGUGGAAGGCCUGUUCGGCAAACUGGUGGUGCCAGAAUACAAGUGCCAAAAAUGUGUAGUGUAAGUACGUGUUUAUAUUUUUAAUCCUGUUUUAGGUAUAGUACGGUCUUGGUAAUGGCAGCAUGAGACAGCAAACGAACAUUCCGUUUGUACACGUACUGUAUAGGUGGGUUUCAUUAGGCAUUUUACAUAGGGAAACCCUUGGUGGUCAACUUUACACGUAUUGACGCUUUAUAUGCCUUGUAGGAGCAAGCAAAUGACGCCAAAUUACAUGUAUUUGCCACCAAACACAAGGUCAAUAAACAUAGUGUCCAAUUUACUCACUCCGAUAAGAUAAAUAAAUCUCCUUUUAGAGUUGACCCACCUAUACUAUGUUUUAUGUUCAGUUGUUUCACAGGUCAUAAUAACUCAUAUUACUUUAUAAACAGAGCUCUCUUAAAGCUGCCAGUCUGCCAUGCAUACCUAAACAAGGAUAAUAACUUGGCAUAUAUAUACAGUGUACUUUAUAACAUUCAACAUGACAUAUGUCUAUGAAUACAAUAUACUAGCUGGUUAAUGUACGGUAGACUAUAUCUAUUCAUAUCUCUGCAGACUGGCAAGCUAUCUCUGCACAGACUGACAAACUAGCCGGUUGUUAAUGAGGCCUGCUCUAUCCCUAUUUAGUAUAAUUUCAGUGUUAAAAAAUAAACUUUGAGCAUUCUGAUUGAUUCACUCAGCAGUAACUCUGAGGCAAUAGUUUCUGCUGUGAGCAGUAACUAUUCCUUUUCCCAAAAAAAAUAAGCACGUUUGAUCACCACGCAUGAUAGUGAUUAUGUACCAGUUGUAUUUAUAAAUAAAACUUUUUCAAUACUGAAUUUAUACUAAAACAAUCAGUCGCCUCAGGCUCUGUGAUUACAAGCCUAUAUUCACUUUGCGUUCGGCUCAGUACCAAAACCAGUACAUAAGAUAAUAAUUACCUGUAACAUAAUAUUAUGAAUAUACAGUAUACCUAAUAUACAAUAUUACCACAAUCUUUUUCUGUGUUGGUGUUAUGUACUCAGGUGAAUAUGAUGUUUGUGAUGUUACUCUGAGUAUAUAUCCACACCGAGCAAGCUUGAAAAAUAUGCCUGGCCAUGGUGGGAAUCGAACCUAUGACCUUUGGAACUGACCGCGUAGCUCAGUUGGCAGAGCAUUGGGCUAUGUAUGUUCGACUCCGACCGUGGCCAGGCAUGUUUUUCAAGCUUGCCCGGUGUAGACAUAUACUCAGAGUAGCAUCACAAACAUCAUACUCACCUGAGUACAUAACACCAACACAGAAAAAAAUCAUGAUUACUAGAUUGCAUUAAUAUCGAAGGAACUAGACUCAGUUCCGAAAUAUCACAUACUCGAACCGAACCGACCACGUAGCUCAGUUGGCAGAGCAUUGGGCUAGUAUUCCAAAGGUCGUAGGUUCGAUUCCCACCGUGGCCAGGCAUAUUUUUCAAGCUUGCCUGGUGUGGAUAUAUACUCAGAGUAUAACAUCACAAACAUCAUAUUACCACAAAUCGUUGUAUAUAUUGUAAUGCAACCAAAGCUAGGGGUGCACCGGAACCAAUUUUUUAAGUUCUGGCGUACAUUUUCCUUGUGUAGUCCUAAUUUCCUCCUACGAUGCGAUCUGUUCAUUCUUUAUGAUUGAUACUAUUCAAUCAAUAAACUUGAUACUCUAUGUCUCUGAAAACGAUGUCCAGAGUUCUGGUUCCGACCAUGCUCUUUUUUUAUUAGUUCCGGCCGGAACUCUGAAAAAUCGGGGUUCUGGCCCGAACUAACUGGCUGGAACUGAGUUCCGGUGCACCCCUAACCUAAGCCAAUGCCAAGAAUAAUAACCAGUGUACUGUAUGAAAGCCAUUUGCCUUGCAGGCCAUUUCUAGGAUCAUGCAUUUGUGUCUGAGAUUUAUUAGUGCACCAGAGCCCUUGGAUAAUUAUUAUUUAUUUCACCCAUAAACAAUAGUAUUUACAGGUUACAGUAUAAACAAUUUUUAGAUAAUCUAAAUUAAAGUUUGGGCUAGUAAUUAUAAUACAUGUUUCGGAAUUUAAAUUUCAAAUCACUGUAUUUACUAUAAUUAUAAUAAAUAGCAAUGAAAUUCAAAUAUAUUCAAAUGAGUUCACUAAUCCCCGUGACAAUAUGCCCGGCAUAUUUUCAAAAUACUCAUUAAAUGCUUGGCAGUAUAGAAUUUUGUAGUUUUCUUAGAUUAAACCCCCCUACAAAACCUUACCCAAAACCUAAGCCUAAAUUCAACUUCCAUCAACCUAACCCUAGAAUGUGAAAAGGAGUCAGAAAAACAGUUUGAAGUCAUUGAAUAAAAGUUAUUGAACCAGACUCCAAUCCGCGACAUGCGGGCCAGCCAUUGUAGGCAUUUACUAAAUACUGUGUAUUGUAUGUACUGUACACAUGCACAAUAUUGUUUUAGACAAUAAUGCACUGCUAAAAAUAUUUGAGAUCCUGUGACAAUACUAUAUGCAUGUAAUAUUGGGUGAUACUCGGUGACAUUGGGGUCCAGAGUAAGCCUUUAAUGCAGGCUAGCCAAAAUGGCAAAAUUCCUUGCCUCCAUGUGAACAAAUAAUAAGCACUCCCUUACAAUAAAAAAGACCAUGUUGAAUAACCUGGAGUAGACAUGGUAUCGAUGGGAAAUUUACAUAUUAUGUAGAGUCCACAGCUGACAUGCUUACAUGUUGCAGGAACAAAUCUUUUUGUCUGAUUUUAAUGCUUUCUAAUUUUCAGGUUAGAACAUUUUAAUAUUUUGAUUGUUCAGUACAAUCAUACUAUUCUUAUUAUCAUAGGGAUUACAGCUUUUAAAGUGGUGUUUUCCAAUACUAAUUUUAGAAUGAUGUUCGUCGUAAAAUAAAAAUUCUAUCGGAAUCACUGGAUGAUGAAGUUGCUCUCAACAUUAACGAAAGGUAGUUAUAUCAUACCAAGAUAUGCUUUUUGUGGAAACACCACAUAUUGUAAAUUACCUUUAAAAACUCAAUAAUUCAUAAAGAAAAGACAAAGGAAAUCACUAGCAUGUCGGUGGUUUUAUAUAGAUCUGUUCGUAUAGCUUUGGUUUUCUCGACUUAGACAACGUUUAUUUUUAAAAUUACUUCGCUAAUAAACUCGUAAGAUGGGUCGUUUUUUAAGCCAUUUAAAACACUCGCAGUCCGUGCUUUAUCAGAUAUAAAACUCUCGGCUGUCGCCUCGAGUUUUAUAUCCGAUAAAGCAAUCCUGCUCGUAUUUUAAAUAGUACUUACAGGGUGCGAUAAUUCGCGUACUUACGUACCGGAGGUACGCCAAUAUUACGUUCUGGUACGUCUUUGUUUUCAGCCAGGUACCACGUAGGUACGCGGACCUCUCACUAUUUGCGUACUUACAUUUUGCUGGUACCAAAAUUAUUGGACUGAUGGGACUAAGGCUAAGGAACGAGUCGAUUCUAGUGUUUGUGUAUGUAGUUGUCGUCCUUCUUGUUCUAACUCGUGGUUUCAGGUUACUGAAUUAAUACCUUUCAGAAACCUGUACUUUAUGUACUUCAUUUUACAGACUAAGUACAUCAUCUCAAGUACGCGGCAAUAAUCAUUGGAGUACCAGUCAAGUACGACUAAAAAUCUUGAAUUGUCGCACACUGCCUUACCCAAAGCUUUCGAUCUGUAAGCCCGGAUCAUGGUCAGUGGAAAUAGAUUAUCAAUACUACAAUGUUACUAAUAAUAACAACAAAAACCCUUCAAACAGCCUCGUAAUUGGCCUAUUUUUGCCUCGGCAAAAUUGGGGAUUUUUUGCCGGGGCAAGUAAGAACAUUCUGAAUAUGCCUCGGCAUUUAGUUCGGCAAUUGCCGAGGCAAAUUACGAAGGCUGUCAAACAACUUACAGUAUAUAUUAGUUAUACUUUGCUGGUAUGAUACAGUCCUGUGCUGGUGCUUUAUAAUAGAUAAGCUAAUUUGGGAUUCAAAGUCACUUUAAUUACGUUCAUGCAUGUAAUCUGUAUUUUUCUCAUUUUAGUUCUGAAUCAAACCAUAAUCUUGCCGUUUGCCAGCAGUUGACAAAUGAACUAUUUUUGGAGUAUGGUGGACAAGAAAAAUGUCCUUGGACAUGCAUUCAAAUAAAAGGUAUACAGAAUAGAGCUAAGUAUAAUAAUUAAGCCGCCACACUGUUUCCUUAAUUUUUGUUUUACUGAUGCCAGACAAUUUUACCAAUCUUCUCACAAUCUUCUUGACAUAAAGUUUCACGAAGGCGAGCCAGAGGGGUCAGCAUUGCAUUGCUUACACUUUUUUACAAGAACCAGUACAAUUUUGCCAAGGCUCAGUGUUCUUAUUUUUUGACCAAUUUCAAGCUCCAAAUCUUAUUGGUUCUUAUCGGUUCUUAUCUUACACUCGCUUUAAGAACAAAAAACCUGACAGAAAGUUAAAUUAAAUGUAUCAUUACGGUAGAACUUAUCCUUGACACUGGAAAAAAAUUUGAAAAUCCAUAGAAGUCCAUAGAAUGGAAAUUGUAUGGACCUUUUUUGGAAAUAGAAUGGAUUUUGAUUAUCCAUAAUAAUUGUAUAUUUCCAUACUAUGGAUAUAAUAUCGAAAUAGUAUGGAUAUAUUAUGGAUUUAGUGGUACAAUUGUAAAUUUCAUAGUAUGGAUUACACAUUUUUUUCCCAGUGUGAAGGGCAUAAAUGAAGGGAGUCUUAUUAUAUUUUUCGACUUGUGUGUCACUGACGGUAAAAUGUUCAUUUUUCUCAGCCUGAAUUUGUUCCUAUUGUCUAUUUUGUUUAAUUUUUUGCCAAUUUCGGCCUCAGUGUUCUUAUUAAGAGUGUUCUUAUCUUAAAAGUGUAUUUGUAUCACCCAUGGGUAUAUGCUCAUGGUUCAAAUGUUUUGUUAACAACUGAAUCGAAUAUUAAAACCUGUCAAAACACAAUGCAAGUUCCACAGCGAAUUUGUAACGUUUAUAUUUGUGUUUAUCUUUACCUAAAAGAAACAUUUUUUUACUUUUAGCGGCAUUUAAGACUUAUAUGAAGUCCAAAAAGGCGCAUGCUAAAAGAACACUCGAUGGAACUAAUGCGGCACAUGUGAAGAAAUGUCGUCGAUCCAACAGAAAAAGAGAGGUAACAAAUUAAAUGACAGUACAAUUUUAUGGUGCGUACAAAGAAUUAAAGCGUGGGUUCUGCAAUAUAAUUAAACUACCAUAUACAUGCAGGGAAGCGAAGUUAAGGCCCUGUCACACUAUUGGCGUAUCGUAUAGCGCAUGCCAGCGUAUGAAAAAUAUUACUCAUACGCUGGAAAACGCUGACAUACGUUUGGGGUACGUUAGGAAUAUAGGUUGUAUACUUUUCAAGCACGGUCGGCUGGCAUACGGCGAGGCAGAAACUUUUUUUAAGCAUGCUUAAAAAUUUUGUGCGUAUUCGGACGUAUGGUUUAUUCGAUAAGCAUACUCUACGCACACGCUGAAUACACUAUAGAGGUACGCCAAAUGUACGGUACUCAUACGCUGGCAUUUCAAAGGAUUUUUGUGCGUAUAUGAAAAUUAUUUCAUUCAUUUUCAUACGCUUCUCAUACUUUCUCUCAUACGCAAUAGUGUGACAGGGCCUUUAACGAUCUGGACAUUUCACACCUUUAUUUACGUUUAAAAGUUGUAUUUUGCGGCUGUCGCUUCAAACUUCCUGGUAUAAUCCUAAAUUGUAAUUUGCAGUUCGAACAUUUUAACCAUUUGGAAACCAAACGUACAGCAAAGUGAAAAAGUGUCCUCGGUUAACGGGAUGUUUAACCCAAAAUUUGAAAGUGGGAAUAAACAAUUAACCAAAGAAAAUUUUUCUUUUCGUAGAAAUUAGGAAGACGUCUUUCGAGUUUGAACAGUAAAGAUUGGACGCCUGAGCGAAAAGCGAAGGUAGCUGCUGUCCUUACUCUGGACUAUAUUUCCAGCGACGAAAGUGAUGCGGACGAGGAAGGGAAAACUGUUUACGCUGUUAAAACGUUGCCUGGGCAAAGUCAGAAUUUGAAGAAUAAGAAAAAGAGCCUGGACAAACACCAUAUGGAGUCUCUUCCAGCGUUGGUGAGGCGUAGGCUAUACCUUCGAAAAAAAGGUGGCGUGUCGCUUCGCCCUAAGCCCACCGAUUGCCCGGAUUGGGCUUGCAAAGACGACUGAAAACUUUGUUAGUAAAAUAUCUAGGAUAAAAACGUUCAAGGGAAGCACUUAUGUCAGCGGUAUUUAUUCACAAUAACACGGUUUUCAAUUGCACUGUAGAUUUCACCUUUAAAUACUCUAUACACUACACUACGCAGUAUAUAAAGCAAUAGUCCUGAUCAUGACUACAAUCUAGUGGAAACGUAGAAAUAAAGAAUUUCAAAAUGUUUACUAUUUUCGGAGUAACUAUUGCUUUGUAUAGGUACAGUAUUUUAUCAAAAUACUACAGUUAAUGUAUUUUAUCAAAAUACUUGGUGGUUCCCGUAUAAUACGGUAUAUAUUAUUACCACUUGACUCAUGACACAUCAAGAUAUUCACAGUUUUGGUCUACAUCAGACUGUAACUGAAUUAAAGUAAAAUAUAUACCUUUGGAAUAUACAACGUGAGAGCUAUAGAUAGUCUUAGAUAGACUAUUACUGUAACCACUGAGUGUUUUGAUAAAAUACAAAACAACUGUAACUGCGAAAAGGAAUAUUUUAGUUAUGUCGCCGAGCAUUCGACUAAGUUCUUUCUAAUCAUCAGACUCAUGAACAUUUCAAUUAUAAUGAUUAGCUUUCAACUAAGUUCUAAUCAUAUAAUAUAUAUAUAUAUAAUAUAUAUAUAUAUAUAUAUAUAUAUAUAUAUAUAUAUAUAUAUAUAUAUAUAUAUAUAUAUAUAUAUAUAUAUAUAUAUAUAUAUAUACUGUAUAUACUGUAUAUACGUAUUUUUCAAAUGUACAAUGUUUUACUAUAUACAUGCAUUGCGUGUUAAUGAUUUAUAAUAAUAAUAGGCACUUAUUAAAAUUACAAAUUACAGUUAAUUAAUAUACACCAUUUAUCUGUGUCUUUUUUUACUUGUUUGGCAAUAUCUGUGUUGAGUUUACUGCUAAUAAUUAAAAUAAAACAAUUUCGACGUUUCAGACAAUUAGUCGAACUUAUUUGUUUGUUUUAUUGCAUGACAUUGCAGUGAGCACUGGCACUGCCAAUAAUACCGAAGAUAACCCCCAUGAUAAAGCGAGAAAUCUGGAUUGUAUUCACGUGACACCUUUAAAGCAUUUAAUAUGAAGAUUAAAUGCUGUAAAGAUUAAAUUAUGUAAGUUGACAUAAACUGCUGCUUUAAUUGUAUCAGUAAAGCAGUGUAAACACAUCUUUAAAUUACAUAUACCAUUUCUUUACAUCAACCAUUAAAGAGACCUUUUAAAGCAAGAAAUCUGGAUUUCAUUCACGUGACGCCUUUACAAAAUUUACUAUGAAGAUUAAAUGUGGUAAAGGUAAACUGACAUAAACUGUUGCUUUAAUAGUAUCAGUAAAGCAGUGUAAACCUAUCUUUAAAUUAGAUAUACCAUUUCUUUACACAAACCAGUAAAGAUACCUUUACAGUUAUUUAAGCAACAUAUAACGCGAAAUCGUAAAGCCUCCACUGCGCCGCUUUAAUUGCCAGGCUUAAAGCGAUGUAUACGUACCUUUACAAAAUAUAAUCCUGCAGAUUAAAUGUCAUUAUAGGCACCAUUAAUAUGCCUUUAAGAUCCCUUUAAUCUGAUUUGUAUUUCUAAUUUCGUCCUGUGUACUGAGAGUAUAUAUAGGCUGCAUGUAUAUAUAUAUAUAUAUAUAUAUAUAUAUAUAUAUAUAUAUAUAUAUAUAUAUAUAUAUAUAUAUAUAUAUAUAUAUAUAUAUAUAUAAAGUGCCGCAUUUGUCCUGUUUCCUUCAGGUUAUAGAAUCUGUUACAAAGCUUGCCCGGGAUGAACCCAUCUUGUGGGGAUUGACCGGAUGCGAGUAACUGGCGCAAACCGUUUUCAACUAUAAUAAAAUGGCAUAGAGUGCUCGAAUAGCACGGCAAGUACUUUCUGCAUAAUGCACUAUGAGCUAUAUAUCAUGGUAUUUUUUGUCAAGUGUUUGUUUCACUUACGACAUAUCACUGUUUAACUCAAUUACCUCGUAUUCCUUCUACUCGCGAGUUACUAAAUUACUGUCACAUAUAGUUUAGCUGCAGGCCUUGUGACCCUGCGUGGACGCUUAAAAGGAAAGAAUACAUAAAAAUACAAUAAUAAAAUACAUAUAUUGACAGAAUACAAUAAUAGAAUACAAUAAUAGAAUACAAUAAUAGAAUACAUAUGUUGACAUUUAUAUGGCAUGCAACAUGAAUAAACAUGUAUGAAUAAUUGAUCACGGCAUCACGCGUCACUGUCCCUGAACAAGGUUACCUGUCAUGCGCUGUUUAGUCUACUUUUCUCUAUAAAUAUAGGCGUCCUUGCUCGGUGGAUCCAGAGUUUCUAAGAACGAUUGAUACUCUGAUAUGCCUAGAAGCAGGAAACGUAAACGACGCCCGAAUACGGCUUCAAACCCGCUGUUCGUUCAUGAGUUAAAUUAUGGAGAUUAUGUAAUGGCUGAGUAAAUAAAAUCUUAAAAUCCUUGUGUGUGUGUAUUCUUUCCUUUUAAGCGUCCAUGCAGGGUCACAAGGCCUGCAGCUAAACUAUAUGUGACAGUAGUUUAGUAACUCGCGAGUGGAAGGAAUACGGGGUAAUUGAGUUAAACAGUGAUAUGUCGUAAGUGAAACAAACACUUGACAAAAAAUACCAUGAUAUAUAUAUAUAUAUAUAUAUAUAUAUAUAUAUAUAUAUAUAUAUAUAUAUAUAUAUAUAUAUAUAUAUAUAUAUAUAUAUAUAUAUAUAUAUAUAUAUAUAUAUAUACUGUUAGGGCGAUCAGUGGAUAACAUGAUAUUUUUGUAAAAGUUUGUAACUGAUCUAUUAAAAAUCUUCAAUAAAAACAUACUCAAUUUUCGGCUGCCAACUGCAGCCUUCUUCAGAGUAUUUUGGCCGUGUUCGAUUAGUUCAAGUCCUUUUAUGCCUUAUCCCGUUACACUCAAUUGAUUCUAACAAUGGUAAAUACGAAACCGGAAAUUCUAUGUGCUCAUUGACUGCAUUUUUGUCUAGUACAGAAUGUAACGCUUCAAGAAACCUUCUUUUGUCAUAGUUUUUAAUGCCUUUUUCCAAAAUAUUUACGUCAGUUUUAGCGACUUCAUGACCUGUCUGUUCAGCAUCUGUUCUUUUUGUUCUUUUUGUCUGUUCUUUUUGUUCAUGGCACACACACCGACAAGUAUCUAGAUUUUGGCUCGCAUUGCCCUGUAAGAGACAAGAUCGCAGUUGUAAAAUCAUUAUUAGACCGAGCGAGAGUUAUUCCAUCAAACCAAGUUUUACAGAAGGAGGAAACGGAUAGAGUAGCAGAAGUGUUAGAGUUAAAUGGAUACAAGAAAGCGUUUAUUGAUGUUAGAAAUACAAACAAAACACAACAAAAUUCUUCGGAAUUUGAGAUUCGUGGCUCGACGUGCAUUCCGUAUGUGAAAGGUGUGUCGGAAAAAAGUCAAAAACAUCUUAACUCGAGCAGGCGUUCGGACAGCAUUCAAGCCGAUAGUCACGUUAGAGAAUGUAUUCAAAAAACCAAAAGAAAGACCACAGGAAAUGCGAACAAAAGCUAUUGUGUACAAAUUCAAAUGCGAGUCGUGCUCAUUCACUUAUGUCGGGGAGUCGAAAAGAUGUUGGUGUUCCCGAUGGCUUGAACACAAACCAGGCGUAAGAAAAAAGACUUUUUCAGCUAUAAAAGAACAUGCUGAACAGACAGGUCAUGAAGUCGCUAAAACUGACGUAAAUAUUUUGGAAAAAGGCAUUAAAAACUAUGACAAAAGAAGGUUUCUUGAAGCGUUACAUUCUGUACUAGACAAAAAUGCAGUCAAUGAACACAUAGAAUUUCCGGUUUCGUAUUUACCAUUGUUAGAAUCAAUUGAGUGUAACGGGAUAAGGCAUAAAAGGACUUUAACUAAUCGAACACGGCCAAAAUACUCUGAAGAAGGCUGCAGUUGGCAGCCGAAAAUUUAGUAUGUUUUUAUUGAAGAUUUUUAAUAGAUCAGUUUCAAACUUUUACAAAAAUAUCAUAUAUAGAUAUAUAUAUAUAUAUAUAUAUAUAUAUAUAUAUAUAUAUAUAUAUAUAUAUAUAUAUAUAUAUAUAUAUAUAUAUAUAUAUAUAUAUAUAUUCGCUGGUAUACGGCUAAUAAAUGUCUCACUUUUAAUGGGUCUAAGAGUGAGGAUUUAAAGAUCAAAAUACGUGCAAUUAUUGAAGAAAAUCCCGAAGAACCUGAGAGUGAUGAGAGCGAAGUUCAGGUCAGUGACAGUGUCGAAGAUACGUUUCCAACUGAGAACAAUAUGGCGGUAGAAGAAAGCACCGACAAUCAUCCAAACCUUACUUUACUAAACGGCGCUUCUAUACUCUGCACGACUGAACAUGAUAACAACGUGACCGAAAAGCUAAAAAUGGUGGAAAGCCAAAUGAAUCAGAAGAUUGAAAGACUGGCUUACGAAAUACAGAAGCUGAAGGACAAUAAAGACGCGACUACAUUACACGCCGAAUAG